AUGUCCGCCUUCAGCCCCCUAGGCGCCUUCGCCACCUUCGCCGCCUACCAACGCCUCCAAGGAUCUCAAGAAGCACAAGAUCUAUACCAGCUCAUCUACCACCCAGAAACCUCGGAACCGACCAACAGUUCACCUUCCCCGUCAGGCCUGCCCCUCUACUUCCGCCUCGCCCGCUACCUCUUCUCAAUAACCCUGGCCGCGGCAGUCGGCGGCCGCAUAGUCGGAAUCCACGGCCACCUCCUCCCCACAGAACAGAAACUGUACCCUACUUCGACAGUCCCAGAGACGAUUUCCAUGCUGUGGUUGGCUGCGAUGUGUGUCAUCGCACUUUUUGGCUUGGAUGGGAAUCUGGGGUUAGGGUUGUUUGGGACGGCGUGGUGGGAUAUGGUGGAUUGGGUGCAUGAGCAGGCGAGGGGGGAGGGGUAUUGA
Fulvia fulva is the source of this 429-nucleotide messenger RNA. RefSeq lists its product as uncharacterized. The transcript has a single exon. The record is from RefSeq and is a predicted model, not a curated record. Bases 1 to 429 code for a protein of 142 amino acids. Lineage: Eukaryota; Fungi; Ascomycota; Dothideomycetes; Mycosphaerellales; Mycosphaerellaceae.